Molecule: messenger RNA, 1890 nt
Organism: Gloeophyllum trabeum ATCC 11539
Lineage: Eukaryota; Fungi; Basidiomycota; Agaricomycetes; Gloeophyllales; Gloeophyllaceae
Exons: 6
Coding region: 1-1890 (629 amino acids)
Source: RefSeq, a predicted model, not a curated record
AUGGCCAGGAGCGGUCUCGCUACUGUAGACGAAGAUUGCAACGUAGCAGAGCUACGAGCAGCGGUGCAACGGUGUACUGCGCAGCCCUGUCUCAGGCCGCGUCUGAUUCCCGACCAUAUUCGAGAUGAGCUUCCGGAACUUGAUGAAGACGAGUAUUCUAUACAACUCGCUAUCUUAACUCACGAGCCAGCCGAGUUUCCUCUGGUGUCGCAGGACAACCUCCGCUCGGUGCUCAGCGUCCCUUUCUCCGAGAAGCCGCUGCUGCUCGUCAGAACCCAACUCGUGCCCCCCCUGUCAAUUACUAUCUUCGACGCUGCGGCGGACGAGCUGAUUGUCCAACUCCGCGCCCAACAUCCGGUUACUACAGGCCUCCCUGAGCACAUGCGACGCUAUGCAAUGUACCUGGCGCCCCGGAGAAUCUGGGUGACACCACCAGAGACGUUGAGGGAGGCUGUCCGACGACUUCACCUGGCUUCCCUUCAGAAAGUGUCCAUGACCACACCGCUGGAGAUCAUACGUCGACCAUGGGCAAUAUGCGCAGCGUCGAAACCCGCUGAUGAAGACAGUCUGCGAGCGCUUUCGAUUAUCGAACGUCGUAAAACGUAUUUCCUGAAGCGUCCAACGAAACCUCCAUCGUCCGAGGCACAGCCACACCGAUUUUACCAAACGCAAAAGAAUGAGGACGUAGCGCUUUAUUGCGGCCGCCCAUACGAAGCUACCACACCCCCGACUCUUCUGGAUGCGACUUUGUGCCAGCUGCGUCAUGACAUAUCCCACAUCGUCCCGUCCGCCAACGACAUCCAAUGCUUCAACGCUCUGCGCGCAGAAGCGGUGCAACUAUACAAACUGGAACCUCAGCGGCGGACCAGCUUUUCUCGUGUCCUUCGCGAAGGAGGUACUCUACCGGAUUGGCCUCUUCGUGGGCGUGCAAGCAAGCACGACAACGGCGGCGACCUCCGAGUGUCCCGUUUGGGCGCUGAAUUCCUCUACUAUAUCCAGGCGGUCCAGCUCGAAGUCAGCCAGGGCACGACCGAGCCGUUUAUCGAAGCAAUCCACCGUCACAUGGAGCACAUCCGCAUCAUCAACGGUCGUGAACCAGGAGAUAUGGCGAAGACGAACUUCCCGGCAGUCAUACUGCUGAACUUCGGCCCGUACCUCGCUGUCGCCGCCGCAGCGUUCACCGAUAAGCCUGUCGCGGAACAUCUCGCAUGCGUGCCCUUGCACGUACACUCUACCAACGCCGACGAGCUCGCGCGGGGGCAGCGCGUCCUAGCCGCUCUCCGCGUUGCCCUCCACGACCUCAAAACCAACUACCCCGCGCCGGGUGUCCGCGGCCCGCCCGCCGACUGUCCCUUCCACGACUUUUACGAAGACGCCGACGGGACUCGGCAUGCGCUCACAUACGACGGCCCCGUCGAGGGCGCGCGCGCAUACGCGCAUCGCGCCGCGCACCGCACCGGCUUUGCGCCCGCGCUGUAUGCACUCAACAACGUCGGCGGCUGGCUGAUGGCUGUCAUGGAAGACAAGUCAGCCGCGUACACUUCAUUGUGGGAUCUGAAGCAGAACGGGGAGACGCCCGUGGACGAUUGGGACGCGGCCUUCGAAUGGGUCCAGCGGGCGGUGGAAGAGCAGCUCGCCCUCUUGUUCGAAGCGGGAUACGUGCACGGCGAUGUGCGCGACACGAAUGUACUGGUGCGUGACGCCGACGGAGAGAGAGACGUUCUCCUUGUCGACUGGGACUGGGCGGGGGUGAACUUGGAGGCGCGUCAUCCGCCGAAUAUGAGCCGGGAAGGAAUUCCUCGCCCGGAAGAUGCGUCGCCUGGCGGGCUGAUCGCCCCCGAGCACGAUAUGUGGAUGGUAGAACAUUUGCUUGAUUGGGACUUCCCAUAA